CUUUUAGGUUAUCAUACGGAGAUCGCCCAGUGAUUGGCAUUCUAGCGUUUCGGAAAUUUUUAAGUUCCUCUCUCGUUUCAACAUGACUUACCUGAAUCAACCGGAUUAUGUGCGCUAUUUGUGCAACUGCGGCUCUCUAAAGCCUAUAUCGAAGAUAUAUUUCUGCCGACACUGCUUGAUGAUACGGUGUGGCUACUGUGUCUGUCACGAGGUUGAUUCUCAUUACUGUCCAAAUUGUAUGGAGAAUUUGCCCUCAUCUGAAGUACGUCUUAAACGAAACAAAUGUUUCAAUUGCUUCGACUGUCCUUGCUGUUUUCAAACAUUAUCUACAAGAGCGGGAAUAGCACCUACGAGAGCAGCACCAAGUGAGGGAGAGGAAAACAAAGAUGUUAAGGCCACUCCCAAAAAAGUUUAUUAUCUAUUCUGUUCAUUGUGCCGAUGGAGUUCUCGAGACGCAGGGAUACCUGAUCAAUCCGUAGCAACUGGAGGAUGGCCUGAACAUGAAAAUCCACAUGUAACUCGCAUUAACGCUCUUAUUGACUAUCACAAGGUGUUAGCUUCUAUAGAGAAACAGCAGUGCGAAAGGAAGAAAUUUCAUCCAAAACGCUCCUUCAUGCCAGCUCAGACAAUGUACAGUUUUACGUCGGCACUGGUUCGCAAACGUAUUGGGCGUCCCAUAAAACCGCCGAUGCAAUCUCAAUCGUCUGCUCAGCCAACACCAUCCAUUGCGAGUGAGAAAGUGGAUGAAUUACCGAGCGACAUAUUUACAGAGCCUGUGGACAUAACUAAAAUUACUACAUUGGAACAAAGAUUGCAGCAUCCAGAGGUACAAGCUGAAAAGAUAAACGAAUUGCGCCCUCAGCACAGACAGUUUUUGGUUAAAAGAUCGCAGCGUUGUAGAGUGUGCGAACAUAAUGUUAGCAAGUCAGAUCUUUGCCCUCAGUCGACGAAAUUCAAGAUUUUACUAGCUGCAUUUUAUCACAUCCCAGAAGUCAAGAUUGUUACUUGUGAGCCACUUCAACCAGGAAAAUCAAGCGAAUUGCUUCUAAAAUUCUGCAAUCCGACACAACAUCAAACUCAAAUAACAAUAUUGCCCUUAGAUACUUCGUUAACUACUUCAUUUACUGAGGAAAAAGAUGUUAAACAAGAGGAUACACAAGGAAGUGAGUCUCCAAAUUUAUUGCCAUCUACUGUACGACAGGCACUCGUAAUAGAAGAUCCCAAGCCAAUAAAAGUUGUACCAAAUGCAGAUUUGAUGAUGCCUCAUAGUUCGUUGAUUCUCCCACCGAGAGAUGAUGCUGCCGAAUAUGAUGAUACGAAUGACAAUCAUAAUUUUCAAGACGAUCCAAAACUUGUGGUAUGGCGAAAAGGAAAUAAAGCAGUAAUACGUUUGCACGUAACUCCGCAUGAUAUUAGUAAAGAUAAUGAAGAUCCGGUUGAAGUUGUAGUUGGAUUUGUUAUGCAACAUGGAUAUGUAAAUACCAUUGCAGCACUGGAGCAUAAGUCACCGCAAAAAGUAGAUGUAAAAAUUAAGUUAUACCUCACAGUUGGCCAACUAAUCAAAGAAACUUAAUUUUUCUCGACUUAAUUAAAAUAAUUGCACAUAGAAUACUCUGUGAAUGAAUGCUUUAUAGUUUUUAGCUGGUUAAAUAUCAAGGAUAAACUGAAAUAUUUAUACUUCAAUGUAUUACUUUACUCAAGCUUGAUAUAUAUUUAUCACAAUAUAUUUAUUGAUGCUAACCACAAAAUAUAAGAUGCAAUGAUCUAAUUAAUCUAAUUUUCUAUACAUUUUUAAGUUUAAUAUAAUUUUUUUUUGCAAUAUUAUCGUAUGUAUAAUUAAAAAAAAUAUAUAUAUAUGUAUUGCAAACUGUUGCUUUUAAGGACAUAAUAAAAAGUAUAUAAAUUAUAA
Molecule: messenger RNA, 1909 nt
Organism: Monomorium pharaonis (pharaoh ant)
Lineage: Eukaryota; Metazoa; Arthropoda; Insecta; Hymenoptera; Formicidae
Gene: DCTN4-p62
Product: dynactin subunit 4
Exons: 9
Coding region: 83-1573 (496 amino acids)
Cellular component (GO): dynactin complex
Source: RefSeq, a predicted model, not a curated record